Messenger RNA from Brassica napus (rape), 1788 nucleotides. RefSeq lists its product as uncharacterized. Gene Ontology annotation, biological process: regulation of gene expression. Gene Ontology annotation, molecular function: RNA nuclease activity. The record is from RefSeq and is a predicted model, not a curated record. The coding region runs from base 1238 to 1579 and encodes 113 amino acids. The transcript is spliced from 2 exons. Gene Ontology annotation, cellular component: peroxisome. Lineage: Eukaryota; Viridiplantae; Streptophyta; Magnoliopsida; Brassicales; Brassicaceae.
UAUAUGAAGCAAUAAUAUCAAGCAUAAAUUAACUCCCUGUGGAGGGUCAAAAACCGUGCCAUUAUCAUAACCGAUAACGUAAACCUUUUCACGAAUAGGGAGAGUAUCAUCCCAAGACGAGUCCUCAGCCUCCAGUAAACACAUGACCACCAGAAUCAUUUCAGUAGAUAAACACUGCAAAGUACAAAACCUUUGUGUUAUAAAUGAGAUACUGCCGAGUGAACUUCUGAAAUUCUGUUAUUGGGAUCUAGAGUUGUAACGUUUGUGGAGGGUUGAAGCAGCAGAUGGUUUGGUUAGACUUGGCGGGGAGGACUGAAUUCAAUCUCAGUUUAGGGUUUACUUGUAUCACCAUUAAGUGAAUUGAAGGGGAAACAAAUUUUAUACAAUUAAAUGAAAAGCCUCCUAAACCUUAGAAACCAUGAGCGCAUGUGCGCAGCGGUUCCUGCAGCAUCUAUCUGUGCAAUUCUUUCUUGGCGUUCUACCCCAGUUCAUAUUUAUCCCAAUGAAACGAGCCACCAGCCACUUCAGUCAUAUCAAGAGCUUCAUUCAUUAGAAACUUAUCAAAUAAGUUUCCACUUAAAGAUACAUACAAGUGAUUCUCUUAGACAUUGCAAGGCGCCAAGAAGAUCUAGAAUCGUAUCAAUCUUUGGUCAAGAAAAUAAGAGAGCUAUAUCAUGUUUUAAUAUGUCUUGUCAUCCAAAUUAUACUAAUCUCAUUAGCUUAACGCCAUAAGAUUAGAAAUAAAUAUAUAUUUUACUUUCUGGCACUAGAGAAUUCUCGACCUUCAAUAGUACAUAAGAUGAUAGUCAUUUACCAUAUCCUAGAAAAGUACAUUGUCACUGAAAAGGUGACGACUACAUUAGUGUUAUGCAUUUUUCCUAAUACCUUUAAAACAACAUAUGAAGCCCACAAUCAAUCAGUUAAGUAAACUAUAAAUUGGAAAUUUGUGCGAAAAAUAUCUCAUCUAGUCAUCUUUAAGAAUAAAAGUACAACUGUUCUACUAAACUACUCAAAGCACCCACUAAGAUAUUCAACAACAAUGAUAUGUUAAUUAGUGCUUUUCUAUCAAGUUGUUUCUUCUCUAUUAAGUAAAUAAUAUAAUACCAUCAAAAAUCACUGCACACGCUCACUAAAAUUGUAAAAGCCAUCAGCUCGGAGAUUCCUUCGAAAAAAGGUUUGCUAUUGUCUACCAAAGUCCUUAAUUCGAACAGAGAGGUUCAUUUGACGAUCAUAGGCGAUGAAUACGGUGGGGGAAAGAUAUUUGGGAACGGUGGAGAUGGCUGAGGCUCCGUACAUGACGGCGAAAACGUCAGUGUGGUGGGACAUAGAGAAUUGUCAAAUCCCAAGGGGGUUUGAUGCUCAUGGAAUAGCUCAGAAUAUUUGUUCGGCGCUUAUGAAGAUGAACUACUUUAGUCCAGUCUCAAUCUACGCAUAUGGGGAUGUGAAUGGUAUCCCUCCGACCAUCCAGCAUGCCCUUAGUUCCACUGGAAUCGUGCUCAACCAUGUCCCAGCCGGUCCCACUCCCACUAUCUUGAAGAUGGUUCUCUUGGAGUUGCUGAUUAUGGAAGAUUUUACGUAAUCGACAAGGGAACUCAAGUGACUAUGGCCUCGAGUUCUUGAUUGGCAUGUAUGUAGAUUAUGCCAAUGACCUUUAUCUCAAUGUUGCGCAGGAUUUUGAUUCAGAGAUCUUUUUUUUGAAGUGUGUUUCCAAAAAUAUGGUGGAAAAACAAUAUGUGUGUGACUCUGUGUAUGUAUGUGUGUAUGCCUCAGCAUAUAUGUGUUUGCGUU